GCCCACUCCUCCGUCACCUUCCCUACUAGCUACCAAUAGCCCCUAGUAAGGUUUCGAAGUAGAAUGGCAUCAGCUCUAUGUAGUCUUCAGUCAAUCGGCAGCAGCAGUAGUAGUAGUAAACCGGCCAAAACACACCGAGAGCAACGAAGGAAAUCCAGAGAUUCCAAAAGAAGACAGGCCGCUGUGUUAUUUCUCAGUAAUAUCUCACUGGACGGACGGCCUCAGUGUCGCUUGAACAAUGAUAAUCAAGCUGCUCGAAAAGCCACCGAGGAGCCCCCGUGGAUCCCGCCGUCAGACAACCAAGGGCCGGUGUCUCAAGUGGCGGAGCCCGCUCCGUCCGCCGGGAGCUCUUCGUCCAGUUUUCCUGGAGUCUUCAGUCCUUCGGUCAAGUCUGCCGGAGCCAACGAGGUGUUCUUGGAGGGUGGCGGUACAGCCGAGAGCCCGGACACCCCGCUGCCCCCCUCGACCAGCGGCUGUCAACAGGCUAGCGUCUCCCGUGGUCGUUCAACCCCCGCAGUGAGCCCUCUGCCCACCGGUCAGUCGAAGGAGUCACGACCCAGGUUGAGGAAUGUCUCCGGUUCUCCUGGACCCAAGGUGCCAAAGAAGGUCCAUUUCAUCAAGACCAUGAGGCAGUAUGACACCAGGGGAUGCAGGAUCAUGCUGAUUUGUGCCAGGCGCUCGUUAUAUGCUGCUUUCUCAGUGCUGCCCUAUGGAGAAAUUGCUCAGCUCAGCGAUGCUAAGCUGGAGGCGCCGAGAAGACACUCCUCCGUGGCGGCGGCUGACCUGCUUCCUUCGCUGGAGGGUGUGGAGAUGGCCGCGUGUGAUAAAACUGUUUCAUAUGCUCAGUUUCUUUAUCCAACCAAUGCCUUGGUGAGAGAGAGGAGCGGCGGCGCACCAGAAAACUGCGCAGCUCCGACCCAGCCAGCACGUUCCCAAGGCAACGGGCCAAGGACUUUUACACUUACCCGCCUUAAUAGCGCUGUGGCACAAGAACCAAAUACAGAAGAGGUGGCUGAGUACGACCCCAACCUGCUCAGUGACCCUCAGUGGCCUUGUGGGAGACACAAGAGGGUUCUGAUAUUCGCAUCCUACGUGACGACAGUUAUGGUGUACGUCAAACCGUCAGAGCUGAAGAAGGACAUGAACGAGAUCUUCAAGGAGAAGUUCCCUCACAUUCUGCUGACCCUCAGCAAGAUCAGAAGCCUGAAGAGGGAGAUGCGGGCCGUGAGCGAGGAGUGCGGCCUCCAGCCGGUCACCAUAGCGAUGGCGUUUGUUUAUUUUGAGAAGCUGGUGCUGCAGGGGCGCCUCAACAAGCCCAACAGGAAACUGGUGGCAGCCGCGUGCGUGCUGCUGGCUGCAAAGAUCAGCAGUGACCUGAGGAAGAACGAAGUCAAACAGCUCAUUGACAAACUAGAGGAGCGUUUCCGCAUCAACAGACGGGAGUUGGUUCCUCUGGAGUUCCCCGUGCUGGUUGCCUUGGAAUUGGGCCUCUACCUGCCCGACAGCAAGGUGAUGCCGCAUUACCGGCGAUUGGUGAAGCAGGGAUAACUCGACGCCCGAGACUUACUUUACAACUAGCACGCAUGUGUGCAUUCUUUGGAUUUGUCGUGGUUCAACUGUAUGGUUUGUCAAACUGUGAUUGUUGUCCGGGAAGCCUUUUGUGUGUUUAUUCCUUGAUCAGCAUUUUAAAGUGUACUUGUGCACUACUACUACUAGUGCCAUCUUUUGCCCAGUGGCUCCAUGGACCUUAAGUAGAUAUCAAAGAUAUGGAAAAAACGUUUCCACAGGCUUGUGGAUUUUGCACCUGAAUGAUCUAAAUAGCAUUUGUCACUUGUGUUUUUAAACACGCCUUUUAAACCCACUGUGACAUUUAGUAGUUUGAACUUUUUGACUAGACAUUGAACUGUAGAUUGUGGCAUGUAACUGUGUGGCACCUCUUCAAUGUAUUUCAUGGCAGCUCUCUAUAAUGUUGUUUACUUUGUGUGUGCGUGUGUGUGUUUUGUGCACAAAGCCCCAGUGUGUAUCUCUGGCACGUUUGAUUUCUCAGGAAUUUUUGCUUUGUGGUGUGUGUGUUGUUGUCAGAUGUGGAUGUGCAAGCAUUAAAGUGCCUCCGACUCCAGUGUGCUGUAAGUGAUGUUUCAGUCCAAGCAAAUGUUUGUGGUGUGAGACCUCUUAAAAAAAAAAAAACUGUCUCAACUACUAAAUAUGUCACUGAAUGUAAAAGAAAACCAGUCAUGUGUAAAAUGUUUCUGUAAAUGAUUAAAAUAUAUUUAAAUGCA
Syngnathus typhle (broad-nosed pipefish) is the source of this 2279-nucleotide messenger RNA. It is a transcript of the gene cables2a, whose product is annotated as Cdk5 and Abl enzyme substrate 2a. The record is from RefSeq and is a predicted model, not a curated record. Bases 64 to 1548 code for a protein of 494 amino acids. The transcript has 9 exons. NCBI's taxonomy places the organism in Eukaryota, Metazoa, Chordata, Actinopteri, Syngnathiformes, Syngnathidae. Gene Ontology annotation, biological process: regulation of cell cycle.